This is a messenger RNA of Neurospora tetraspora, 1061 nucleotides long. Its product is annotated as ribosomal protein S3Ae. The transcript is spliced from 5 exons. The record is from RefSeq and is a predicted model, not a curated record. Gene Ontology annotation, cellular component: cytosol; ribosome. NCBI's taxonomy places the organism in Eukaryota, Fungi, Ascomycota, Sordariomycetes, Sordariales, Sordariaceae. Bases 98 to 868 code for a protein of 256 amino acids. Gene Ontology annotation, biological process: translation. Gene Ontology annotation, molecular function: structural constituent of ribosome.
UCGAGGAGAGAAAACCAAACUCCGCGUCCCAGAUUGCACGGUCUCCAUCACCACCCCAAGCAGCACAUUUUGUCCCUAGGCACAGGUGCUCGUCAAGAUGGCUGUUGGCAAGAACAAGAGAUUGUCCAAGGGCAAGAAGGGUCUUAAGAAGAAGACCCAGGACCCCUUCGCCCGCAAGGACUGGUACGGCAUCAAGGCCCCUGCGCCUUUCAACGUCAGAGAUGUCGGCAAGACCCUGGUCAACCGCACCACCGGUCUCAAGAACGCCAACGAUGCUCUGAAGGGCCGCAUCUUCGAGGUCUCUCUCGCCGACCUCCAGAAGGAUGAGGACCACUCCUUCCGCAAGGUCAAGCUCCGUGUCGAUGAGAUCCAGGGCAAGAACUGCCUGACCAACUUCCACGGUCUCGACUUCACCUCCGACAAGCUCCGCUCGCUCGUCCGCAAGUGGCAGACUCUCAUUGAGGCCAACAUCACCGUCAAGACCACCGACGACUACCUCCUCCGCCUCUUCGCCAUUGCCUUCACCAAGCGCCGCCCCAACCAGAUCAAGAAGACCACCUACGCUGCCUCUUCUCAGAUCCGCGCCAUCCGCCGCAAGAUGACCGAGAUCAUCCAGCGCGAGGCUUCCAGCUGCACCCUCACCCAGCUCACCUCCAAGCUCAUUCCCGAGGUCAUUGGCCGCGAGAUUGAGAAGGCUACCCAGGGCAUCUACCCCCUCCAGAACGUCCACAUCCGCAAGGUCAAGCUCCUCAAGGCGCCCAAGUUCGACCUCGGUGCUCUCAUGGCUCUCCACGGCGAGUCUGGCUCCGACGAGGCUGGCCAGAAGGUCGAGCGUGAGUUCAAGGAGACCGUUCUCGAGUCCGUAUAAAGGGUUGCUGGUACUGGGGAAUGAACGCACUGGGCAUGGGUUUCACUCGGGCAAUACCUCUCUAGGGCUUUGGUCUUGCUUCUUCGUUGCAUUGGCAUGGUAUCAUGGUAUUAGUCAAGGUAACGAAUACCCUCCCGACAAUGAGAAAACGGGAAUCAAAAAACGAUCACAAAUGACCAAAAGUCGAGCGGUG